AAAGCGACUUUCUUCUUGCCUGGCCCUUACAUCUCUCCCAAUGGAUGCGGAGACAGGGAGCGGCGUGGAGAGUGGGAAGGCGGCCAACAGAGGCACUCGAAUCGCCCUGGCCGUGUUCGUUGGUGGCACCCUGGUGCUGGGCACGGUCCUCUUUCUAGUGAGUCAAGGUUUCUUAAGCCUCCAAGCUAAGCCGGAGUACUGCCUGAAGCCAGAAUGCAUCGAAGCUGCUGCUUCCAUCUUGAGUAAAGUAAAUCUGUCUGUGGACCCUUGUGAUAAUUUCUUCCGGUUUGCUUGUGAUGGCUGGAUAAACAGUAAUCCAAUUCCUGAAGAUAUGCCAAGCUAUGGGAUUUAUCCUUGGCUGAGACGUAAUGUCGACCUCAAGUUGAAGGCGCUUUUGGAGAAAUCAAUCAGUAGAAGGCGGGACACCGAAGCCAUACAGAAAGCCAAAGUCCUUUAUUCAUCGUGCAUGAAUGAGAAAGCGAUCGAAAAAGCAGAUGCCAAGCCAUUGUUACAUAUCCUGCGGCACUCACCUUUCCGCUGGCCUGUGCUCGAAUCUAAUAUCGGUCCUGAAGGGGUUUGGUCAGAGAGAAAGUUCAGCCUUCUUCAGACACUUGCGACGUUUCGUGGCCAAUACAGCAAUUCUGUGUUCAUUCGUUUGUAUGUGUCCUCUGAUGACAAGGUGUCCAACAAACACAUCUUGAAGCUGGACCAAGCAGCGCUCUCCCUAGCUGUGAGGGAAGACUACCUUGAUAAUAGCACAGAAGCCAAGUCUUAUCGGGACGCCCUUUACAAGUUCAUGGUGGAUACUGCCGUGCUUUUGGGAGCUAAUAGAUCCCGAGCAGAGCAUGACAUGAAGUCGGUGCUUAGGUUGGAAAUUAAGAUAGCUGAGAUAAUGAUUCCACAUGAAAACCGAACCAGUGAGGCCAUGUACAACAAAGUGAACAUUUCCCAACUGAGUGCUAUGAUUCCCCAGUUUGACUGGCUGGGCUUCAUCAAGAAGGUCAUCGAUGUGAGACUCUACCCCGAACUGAAAGACAUCGGCCCCUCAGAGAAUGUGGUGGUCCGUGUCCCUCAGUACUUUAAGGAUUUGUUUAGGAUAUUAGGCUCUGAGAGGAAGAAGACCGUUGCCAACUAUUUGGUGUGGAGGAUGGUUUAUUCCAGAAUUCCAAACCUAAGCAGGCGCUUUCAGUAUAGGUGGCUGGAAUUCUCACGGGUAAUCCAGGGUACCACAACUUUGUUGCCUCAGUGGGACAAAUGUGUCAACUUUAUUGAAAGUACCCUCCCUUAUGUUGUUGGAAAAAUGUUUGUGGACGUACACUUCCAGGAAGACAGGAAGGAGGUGAUGGAGGAAUUGAUUGAGGGUGUUCGGUGGGCCUUUAUUGACAUGCUGGAGAAAGAAAAUGAGUGGAUGGACGCAGGGACAAAAAGGAAAGCCAAAGAAAAGGCAAGAGCUGUUUUGGCAAAAGUUGGCUAUCCUGAAUUUAUAAUGAAUGAUACUCAUGUUAAUGAAGACCUCAAGGCAAUCAAGUUUUCAGAAUCUGACUACUUCGGCAACGUCCUGCAAACCCGCAAGUAUUUAGCACAGACUGAUUUCUUCUGGCUGAGAAAAGCUGUUCCAAAAACAGAGUGGUUUACAAAUCCAACGACUGUCAAUGCCUUCUACAGUGCAUCCACCAACCAGAUCCGAUUUCCAGCAGGAGAGCUCCAGAAGCCUUUCUUCUGGGGAACGGAAUAUCCUCGAUCCCUGAGUUAUGGUGCUAUAGGAGUAAUUGUUGGACAUGAAUUUACACAUGGAUUUGAUAAUAAUGGUAGAAAAUAUGAUAAAAAUGGAAACCUGGAUCCUUGGUGGUCUGUUGACUCAGAAGAAAAGUUUAAGGAAAAAACAAAGUGCAUGAUUAGCCAGUAUAGCAACUAUUAUUGGAAGAAAGCUGGCUUAAAUGUGAAGGGGAAGAGGACCCUGGGAGAAAAUAUUGCCGAUAAUGGAGGUCUGCGACAAGCUUUUAGGGCUUACAGGAAAUGGAUAAAUGACAGGAGGCAGGGGGUUGAGGAGCCUCUCCUACCCGGCAUUGAAUUCACCAACAACCAGCUUUUCUUCGUGAGUUAUGCUCAAGUGAGGUGCAAUUCCUACAGACCAGAAGCUGCCCGAGAACAAAUCCAAGUUGGUGCUCACAGCCCCCCUCAGUUUAGGGUCAAUGGUGCAGUUAGCAACUUUGAAGAAUUCCAGAAGGCUUUUAACUGUCCAUCCAAUUCCACGAUGAACAGAGGCACGGACUCCUGCCGACUCUGGUAGCUGGACUGUUGGUUUAUGCCAUCCUGAGAGAGUUGUGCAGUGCUCAUCGCCUACUGCUUUAGGCCUGUGUUCCCCGAGGAUGUUUAUUUUUGAUGCAUCUUCAUUACUUGGGUAUUGCUUAGAUCUAAACAGUAUCGAUUCAGAGUUGUAAGGCUUAAAAAAUGGAAUACAAAAAAUCGAAUCAAGUAUGUUUCUUUAGGAAACCCGACCAACAAAAGUAAGUCCCUAGGCUGCUUUCGUUAAAA
Molecule: messenger RNA, 2535 nt
Organism: Kogia breviceps (pygmy sperm whale)
Lineage: Eukaryota; Metazoa; Chordata; Mammalia; Artiodactyla; Physeteridae
Gene: PHEX
Product: phosphate regulating endopeptidase X-linked
Biological process (GO): protein processing
Cellular component (GO): plasma membrane
Molecular function (GO): metalloendopeptidase activity
Source: RefSeq, a predicted model, not a curated record